Bactrocera latifrons is the source of this 2312-nucleotide messenger RNA. RefSeq names its product serine/arginine repetitive matrix protein 1. NCBI's taxonomy places the organism in Eukaryota, Metazoa, Arthropoda, Insecta, Diptera, Tephritidae. The record is from RefSeq and is a predicted model, not a curated record.
UUGAUAAUUUUCAUUUCUAAAAUGGACGUCGAGCAGUAUUAGCGAUAUUUUGUGUGCUCCCUUCGCCGUUCAAUAUCGUAUUUGUGAUAUUCAUUUAGGAAAAGCCGUAUCGUUUUGAAAUAUUGUGAAAUCGUCGUGAAUAUAAAACCUUUUUUGUGUAAGUGCUUAAGUGCGCGUUCUAUCAUAAAGCGUUACAGCUUAAUUUAGUUGGCACAUAAGCCAACAUCGGUUUGCGCGCGAGUAUUAAACGUAGAAACGUCGUCGAAAGUACACAACUCAGACGCUCGGCAUAUAUACAAAAUACGAAUAUUGGCGCUUGUCUCGUAGCAAUUAUUGAUUAUUACUUGUCCGCCUCUGUAAUAUCGCUUGAAUUUAACAUCCUUCACCAUGUCGACGUCGCGCAGACGUGGCGAAUUAAAUCCGAAACUCCAUAUGGAUAGACAGCCGACAGUUGCACGUAUAACAGAUCCUUCAUUACCUGCUGGCAAACGUCGUGAGAUCGAUAACGUUAUGAAAAAGGCACGCGCUAACACCAACGAUUACUGGGACAAAAAAUUGCUUGAGGUGGAGGAAAAAGAUCCAAAUCGCUGGCGUCAUACAGGCUACAAGAAAAUGUAUAUACAAGGUGACAGCAGUUCUGGUGAAAGUGAACGYGAAGGUGGUUUUCGUUAUAAUUCCGCAGCAGGCGGUCCUGCUGGUGGACCUAUUGGUGGCCCGCCACCAAAUAACGUGCGUUAUGGUCGCUCACGUUCACCGCGUUCGCGUAGUCGCUCGCGUUUGCGUAAAUCGCCACCUAUGUCGCCGCAUAUGCGWCGCCGUUCGCCACCCAUGGAUAUGGGUGGACGUCGUAUGUCUCCACCUAUGGACAGUAUGCGCGGUCGUCCGCGUUCGCCACCACCACGUGGUGGUGUGCCGCCGCGUUCGCCUUCUGAUAUGGGUCGUGGUCGUAUGCCCUUGCUGAGCGGUGCUGGUGGUGGCAAUAAUCGUCCACGUUCACCACCCGAACCGCCAAUGCGUCGCAAGCCGUCGCGUUCGCCACUWGGUAGGCGGCGCUCACCACCUAGCAUCAGUCGCCGGCGUUCGCCGCCACCCGUUGCACCCAAUAAAAGGGGACAAAUAUUGCCGCGUUCAAAGCGCCCACCGUCGCCUCCACCGCGGAAUUCAUGUCGCUCGCGUUCGAAUAGUUCGGUUAGUAGCUGCUCGGAUGAUUCUUGUUCAGUUUGCUCACCCAAACAUCACAAUAGAUCACGGUCUCAAUCUAUACCGCGUGCGCGUAUACCAGGUCCGCGUUCUCCGCCGCCAAAAGCAUCGUCGCGUUCGCUGCAAUAUCGUGGUGGACAACCACCACCGAACGGUCACACUUCGUCACGUAUGCACGCGCGUCCGUCGUCACCACCACCACAACCAAAUGCGCGUUCCGUUGAUAAAUAUCGCGAUGACAAGGUUCGUCGGUAUAGUCAUGACCGCAGCAUGGAUCGCGUGCCAACAGAUGGUCGYCUGAAACUUGUCCGUACGGGUCGGCAUUCACCGAAUGAAGAUCUACGCGUAAAGAAUCGUCCGCCAGAGCCACCAGAGCCAGCUACAACUUCUUCAUCAGCAACAGUUGCUGUCUCCAAGAAAAAGAAGAAGGACAGAGAAAUACGUACACGCAUUAAAAUUGAAGGUGAAAAACGUAAGAAGCACUCAUCGUCAGAAUCCGAAGAUUCUGGUGGCUCGGAUAGUGAUAGCUCAUUGCCGACAUUUAUUGCCGCCACCGGUUUGACACUAUCCGAACGCUUUGGCAAAAUGGCACAAUGGAGUAUUGAUCGCAGCAAUAUGGAAAAUAUGCGUAUAACCAAAGACUCUACCGGUGGAGCUUUGAAAGUUAUGAUCGAAGAGGGUCUCGARUCGCCACCGCGUCGUUACUCGUAUUCACCAGCUCCGGCUGGUCAUUUUCCGGAAGAACUUGCGACCACAGCACCGUCGGGUAUGCUGUCGUGGGAUGAUGUACGCGUACGUUACGAAUACUACAAGAGUCGUGGCUAUCUGCGCGAUCUAGAUUUGAAGGACUACAUAAAAUGGGAGGAAUGGUGGUAUAAAUAUCAAGAAUGGUUGAAACAAGAACGCUAUUAUGAAUAUUGGGAACGUCAACAAAUGGCGCGUCGUCGACGUAAGAAGCUACCCAUUACGCAGCGUCUAAAUUAGGUACUGACCCCUUUCUUGUAUUCAUUCGUUUCAUCGCAGAUUAAGAAGUUGUUUUAGAACAUGUAACGUGCACACAAUUGCGCUAAAUGAAAGCGAAAAAAGCAUCAACAUAUGCCACCUACGGUUGU